This is a messenger RNA of Quercus lobata, 1305 nucleotides long. RefSeq names its product stemmadenine O-acetyltransferase-like. Lineage: Eukaryota; Viridiplantae; Streptophyta; Magnoliopsida; Fagales; Fagaceae. Bases 1 to 1305 code for a protein of 434 amino acids. The transcript is spliced from 3 exons. The record is from RefSeq and is a predicted model, not a curated record.
AUGAAUAUGGUGAAGGUUGAUAUACAGGACAGAGAGACCAUCAAACCAUCCUCACCAACACCACAGAACCUCAAAUUCUUCAAGCUUUCCCUCCUAGACCAAAUUGCACCUCCAGAGUACGUGCCAAGGAUAUUUUACUAUGCAUGCAACACUACAAAACCAAAGUUCAUCAAACCCCAGGAGCGAAUUAAUCAGCUAAAAAUAUCGCUAUCACAAGCCUUAACUCUUAUCUAUCCACUUGCUGGAAGGGUCAGAGAGAACCUUUUCAUUGAGUGUAAUGAUGAGGGGGUGGACUUUUUAGAAGCCAAAGUGAACUGCACACUCUUGGAGAUUCUCAAUCAGCCUGAAGUUAGUAUGCUUGAUCAAUUCCUUCCUCAUGAUUAUCAUUGCAAUAAAUCAUCCAUGGAAGCCCAAUUGGCCAUUCAGGUUAAUAUUUUUAGCUGUGGAGGAAUGGCUAUUGGUACAUGCGCAUUGCACAAGAUUGUUGAUGGAGGCACAUUUUCUUCAUUUCUCAACAUGUGGGCUGAAAUCACUAGGGGUGCUGGUGAUUAUUUGUCUCCAAUCUUUCCAGGGCCAAAUCUCUUCCCACCAAGAGAUUUAUCAGGCUUAGUGCCAAGGUUUGAAGUACCGAAAGCAAAGUGCAUUACAAAAAGAUUUGUGUUCUCGGGCUCAAAGAUCGCUUCACUAAAGGAAAUAAUAACUGCUAGCAACACUAAUAAUCCAACCCGCAUUGAAGUGGUGUCAGCACUAAUAUGGAAAUGUGCAAUGGAAGUGUCUAAAGCAAGAUCAGGGUCCUUAAGUCCUUCUAUUAUGACACAUGCUGUGGAUUUACAUCCAAGAAAUGAUCCACCCCUACCAAAAUGUGCUGCAGGGAAUCUUUCUUGGUUGGCAAUUGCGCCGGCACCAACAAUGGAGAGGCCUAGAGAGUUGCAUCAUCUGGCAAAUGAAAUCCGAAAUGCAAUAAAGAAAAUAGACAAGGAAUACAUAAGGAAGAUGCAAGGUGAAAAUGGGUUUUCAGUGAUGAGUGAUUCUCUUAAACAAAGUGGAGAACUAGUACCAAAAAAUGUUGAAGUAUUCAGGUUCAUUAAUUGGGCCAAUUACCGACUAUAUGAAGCUGAUUUUGGUUGGGGAAAGCCUUUUUGGGUAAGUACGGCUGCAUUGGCGUUCAAGAACAUUAUAAUCUUCAUUGAAACGAGACUAAAUUCUGGACUUGAAGCAUGGGUGACCAUGGAAGAGCAAGACAUGGAUAUUUUUGAGCAAAAUCAAGAGCUUCGAUCCUUUGUUUCCUCCAUUGAGUAUGUUUAA